UUUAUUUAUUACUAUUUUCAUUUUAAAAUUUUAUUAUAUUUAAACCGGAUAUCCGAUAUGCGCACUCUAGUGUUCACUGAGGUGAGGAACGUUCUUUCUGUUCAUGGCUUGUGAUUAUUUGUCACAAUGAAGCUGAACGUAUCUUAUCCUGCAACAGGAUGUCAGAAAUUAUUUGAAAUCUCAGAUGAACAUAAACUUAGAAUUUUUUACGAAAAGCGCAUGGGCGCUGAAGUUGAAGCUGAUGCUUUAGGUAACGAAUGGAAAGGAUAUGUUGUUCGCAUUUCUGGUGGUAAUGAUAAACAAGGAUUUCCUAUGAAACAAGGUGUUUUAACAAAUGGACGUGUGCGUUUAUUACUUUCAAAAGGACAUUCAUGCUACAGACCUAGACGUGAUGGCGAGCGUAAACGUAAAUCUGUUCGUGGAUGCAUUGUUGAUUCUAACCUCUCAGUACUUGCACUUGUUAUUGUCAAGAAGGGAGAAAAAGAUAUUCCAGAUUUAACUGACAAAGAUGUUCCACGACGCUUGGGACCUAAAAGAGCAAGUAAAAUUCGUAAACUGUUCAAUUUAUCUAAAGAAGAUGAUGUACGUCGAUUCGUUGUAAAACGACCAAUUCAGAAAGAAGGUAAACCAGCACGUUCUAAAGCUCCCAAAAUACAACGCCUUAUUACCCCACUUACUUUACAGAGAAAAAGACAUCGAUUGGCUUUGAAGAGAAGGCGUAGUUUGGCUCGCAAACAACAAGCAGCUGAAUAUGCAAAAUUAUUGGCACAAAGACAAAAAGAAGCAAAAAAUAGACGCCAAGAAGAGUUAAAACGAAGAAGAAGUGCUUCUAUGCGGGAUUCUAAAUCAUCCAGUCAAUCAGCACCUACCACUCAAAAAUAAAAUGAUUAUAAUGAUGUAUUUGCAAUUAAAUAAAAAAACUUUAAUUUA
Apis florea (little honeybee) is the source of this 930-nucleotide messenger RNA. It is a transcript of the gene RpS6, whose product is annotated as ribosomal protein S6. The record is from RefSeq and is a predicted model, not a curated record. Gene Ontology annotation, molecular function: structural constituent of ribosome. NCBI's taxonomy places the organism in Eukaryota, Metazoa, Arthropoda, Insecta, Hymenoptera, Apidae. Gene Ontology annotation, cellular component: ribosome. Gene Ontology annotation, biological process: translation.